AAGAUGUCCUUCUUGUUGCUGAAGCGCACGAGGCACUUUAUAGCGAAAUUGCCACGAACUUCUAUUCAAAGAAACAAGGAGACCCCCAUUUCAAAUUAAACCCCAGAGUCAGCCAAGGCCUUACAGGAAAAGUUACCAAGAACGAAGCACAUCUCCCUCACAGCUCCUUGGCUUUCCCUCUGACCAGUGGAUUGAUGCCCAGUUUGGAUGAUGAUCGCUCCAUCAGGUAAAGUAGCCCCUACUUCGUUCACGGCCUAGUUUCUGCUAACGGGAUCACCACAGCGUCCAUUAUGAGAUGCCAAAGUCGAACUUUAUUCACAAGUCUAUGCUACUGAAGGGCAUUUCAUUUCCGCCUCCGGCGCUGACAGCGAGUGACAUCGAGACGACGAAGGGAAAAGCAGCAAGAAGUGGUCGUCAGCACGGUGGUGUUCCGCUGCAAGGGGAUGGUCGUGGCCGUAACUCGUUCAACUAUGCAUCGUCGAGCCAAUAUUCAUCCCAACAACAACCGCGCGGCUCUCAAAAUGGCUACAAUCAAAAUCCCUUCCCUGUCCCUCCUCCUGGCUGGCAACCCCCUCCUCCAGGCACUGGUGGUUUUGCGCGUGGCCCUCCCCCACCACCCCCUGGCACCUAUGGAUCUUAUGGAAGAGGACAUGCACAACCGCCCCCAGGCUACCCACAACCCCAGUCUCAUGGCUAUAACGCGCCGGGCCGUGGCCCUCCGGUAUAUGGUGAUGAUCGUCGACGAUCAGGGGACUCAUAUAGAGGAGAAAAUGGAGAUUCAUACAGAGCACAACGAGACUCGUCCCACGGACAGUAUCGUGGCCGGUGAGCCAAUGUUCGAUAUUUGCUAAUACAAAACUGGCUAAGACAGGGCGUUGCGAAUGGCGGAUUUAAUAUCACAUCCUUGCACUGUGCAUGUCAUUGUAGAAUAGUCGGACUGAAAAUUUGGAAAAGACAAAAAAAAUUAAAAUAUUGAAAACCCGCCCG
Hyaloscypha bicolor E is the source of this 987-nucleotide messenger RNA. RefSeq lists its product as uncharacterized. The record is from RefSeq and is a predicted model, not a curated record. NCBI's taxonomy places the organism in Eukaryota, Fungi, Ascomycota, Leotiomycetes, Helotiales, Hyaloscyphaceae. The transcript has a single exon. Bases 296 to 829 code for a protein of 177 amino acids.